CUCUGCAUCGCUCUCCCACGCAUGCCCGAGGCAAGGCAAUUAAGCUAAGGUCUAGGCCAUGAACAGCACGAGCAAAGCCAUGCUGCUAGUCUCUCGUUCUGCAGGCAGCAGCAGCAGCCGCUUCAAUGUGGUGCCAAUCCUGCUCGUCUUCGCCUUAGGAUAUGCCCUGGGCUUGAUCUCCAACUCCACCUUCCAAAACCUCUACCUCGACCUCCCAGCAUUUUUCUCGGCAACACCAUUGCAGCACCCUUCUCUGGUAUUGUCGAGCUCGCCGCCAUUGCCGUCGCCGCCGGAGAGAUCACUACCGUGCAUGGGGUUCACGGACGACUUGUUCCUCUCGCCUAACGGCGGCGGCAUGCACAACAUGACCGACGAGGAGCUCUUCUGGAGGGCUUCCAUGGCGCCCAAGGUCGCCCGCAAGCCACGCCGCCUUGUUCCCAAGAUUGCCUUCCUGUUCCUGACCAAGGGGGAGCUGCCGCUGCGGCCUUUGUUGGAGAAGUUCUUCGCCGGCCACGACGGGCUUUACUCCAUCUACGUGCACGCGAGCCCCGACUACACCGGCUCGGUGCCAACGGACUCUGUCUUCUAUGGGCGCAUGAUCCCCAGCCAGAAAACGAAAUGGGGAGAUCCGACACUAGUGGAUGCGGAGCGGCGGCUGCUAGUGAACGCGCUCCUGGACGUAUCCAACGAGCGGUUCGUUCUUCUGUCGGAGUCGUGCAUCCCGAUCUAUAACUUCCCCACAGUGCGCACCCACCUCUUGGGCUCCGUCGGCAUCAGCUUCGUGGACAGCGCCGACGACCACCGGAACCGCGUGCGCUACAAUCCUGUCUAUGGGCGCCACAACGUGUCCCUCUAUGUCUGGCGGAAGGGCAACCAGUGGUUCGAGAUGGACCGUGCCCUCGCCCUCGAGGUGGUCACGGACGAGACCAUACUCCCCGUGUUACGUGACCACUUCGACCCUAGCUAUGGCGCCGUCAUUGAUGAGCACUACUUGCCGACGUUGGUGAGCAAGCUGGAGUUGAGUGCACACAUCGCCAACCGCUCGCUGACGUACCAUGACUGGUGCCCCGGGACAUCGCACCCAUGGACUUUCGGUGCUGAUAACGUGACAGAGGAGCUGUUCGGGAAGAUGAAGGGAGGCGCUAUAAACUGCAGUUACAAUGGCAGGGUCAGCGACAUUUGCUUCCUUUUUGCGCGCAAGUUCUCUGCAGGCGCGUUGGGCAAGCUGCUCGAGCUGGCUCCCAAGAUUAUGGGUUUUGGGUGAGCAAUCGAGAAUGACCAUUUGUACUCGGGAGCAAUAUUUAAGUGAUGUGCCUAGUAGAACUAUUCAUGAGCUCCUCGUUGAGAAUUGUAAAAAUAAAAACCUUAUUCCCUAACUAAUAAAUCAUUCAUGUACCCACAAAAAAAAUCAUUUUUGCUGGCCAGGGGAAGAAAGAGAAAGGAGGAGGAAAAAAAACAACUUGGCUCGUGUAUGAAGUCCCGGCUAACAAUCAUUUCUGUCAUGAGAGAAUUCCAUAUUUGCACUAAGAAUUUGGCCGUAUGGCCAUGAGAA
Molecule: messenger RNA, 1552 nt
Organism: Brachypodium distachyon (stiff brome)
Lineage: Eukaryota; Viridiplantae; Streptophyta; Magnoliopsida; Poales; Poaceae
Exons: 2
Coding region: 59-1264 (401 amino acids)
Cellular component (GO): membrane
Molecular function (GO): glycosyltransferase activity
Source: RefSeq, a predicted model, not a curated record